Molecule: messenger RNA, 4142 nt
Organism: Helianthus annuus (common sunflower)
Lineage: Eukaryota; Viridiplantae; Streptophyta; Magnoliopsida; Asterales; Asteraceae
Exons: 4
Coding region: 2549-3991 (480 amino acids)
Molecular function (GO): protein binding
Source: RefSeq, a predicted model, not a curated record
UUUUUUUUUUUUUUUUCCUUGAAUCAGGAUUUUGAGCAUAAAGAUUUCACAAAUUUUUCUUUUUUUUUUUUUAAAGCAUAAUACGAUCAUGGCUUAAUUUGUAAUACUAAUACCUAUACAAAUAAUUCUCAUAUGUAUACCACAAUCAGUUUAACUAUUAGUAUCAUUUUAUUGAUUUCAAGUGUUCUACUUAUAAAUGUAAUUCUAAAUCUCAAUGUUACAUAGAAAUUUAUGUAUCUAAUCAAUACCUUGUAAGAAUCAUAGUUUUUAAACUCUACAUGGGAAUAUCAAGGUCUUCAAUUUGACAUUGUGUGAGUUGAGUUGGAAUCUUUGUUCUCAAUUGCAAUGGUCAUAGCCUUCAAAGCUACAAUUACUUGCAUUUUGUUAAUCAACACAUCUUGUUAGAAGUUAGCAUGAUAGUCACAUCUUGAUAGGGACAUAGAACCAAUUACUAGUUUGGUCUAUGCACAAAAAGUUGAUGAACCAUGCAAAAUCAAUCAUAUCUAUCUUUAAAAUGAACUUUUUAGUGUAUAUUUUGUUUUGUUUUGAAAAUUUACACCUAUGCAUCUUGGCAUGCUUUGGCUAUUCUUUGUCCAGUAACAAUUGAACACUUAAAAGUCAAUCAAAUUUUAAUUAGUGUGACCUACUGAUCAAUUUUAUGUCUCGUUGACCAAAUCAACUACAUGCAUCCUUUUGGUCAUCUCUAAAACACUUUAAGAAUUUUGAGAUUAUUUUCAACCCAACCCUUUGGUUCAAGUUCCACAAAAAGUGAAUUUGAUCACUUUGUUUAUUAUCUUUUAUAUGUUACAAAAAACACUUAUGGAUUAUACUUUAGCCAAAAUCAAUAAACACAUAUUUGUUCAAUCUAAAUCAUUGUUGGUAAAUUUUGUUGAUCAAAUCACCAUCCUGCCAUUUUAAUCAAAUUUAGCUAAAAUCAUAAUUUUUGACAAAACUGUAGUUUUGUAAUUUAACAUUGGAUUAUACUCCAUUUCAAUUCAAACGGUGAUUUUUCUAGAUUUUUUCAAUUAGUGAUUGAUUAUAACACAAUUUCACAGAUUUUUUUUCUAUAACCAAAUCAGUCAAAUUUCAACAAGAUUUUCCAUAUCCAAAAUUAGUCAAAAUUCACCAAGAUCUUAUAUGUCCAAAUUAUUUAGUAUGUUAUAAAAUAAAAAUCAAACAUAACCAACAAGUUCUAAUCAUGAUGUAGAUGUUAUUUAGAUGCCUUAAAUAUGAUUAUCUUUUUAGUACAUGUGUUAAAAAAACCCAUUAAUAUCUCUAGAAAUGGUAAAGGGAUAUAGAGCUUAAGAAAUUAUUUUUCUUGUUGACUCCAAUCACUUGAAUAUUGCUGUAUUAGUUUAUCUUAUGUGAGUACCGGCCUUCUUUACGAAGUUAUCAAGAGUUGAAUAUUUAAGCCUAGUAAGUCCAUUUAUUUGACUUUUAAUUUGACAUUAGGGACAUUUUGGUCCAGCUAAUUACAAUUAUCGGAUAAAAUCAUACCAACACAAUUUAAAUAAAAGUUUAUGAUGUUUUCAUUAUGAUACAUAAAUAUUUUUGUGUGUUAUAAAUGUAAGAUGUCAAAUGGGACAUGGGCAUUGAUGGUUUGGUUUGAAAACCAUCAAAACUCUUCUAUCAAUCGGGGUUCUCACUCUUUUUUUUUUCUUGAAAAGAUUUUGGUUGGUCUAGCAACUUUCAAACCGUACCAAACGGUUUGUUUUAUGGAUUACAUACUUGAAAUUUGUCGAAAAGAAACACACCAAACUAUAUGAUUUUGUGCCAUGUAACUUCUUAUAUUGCAUUUUAGCCUUUUAACUUUUGUAAGUCGUUUCAUAAUUCAUACACAAUUACACUCAACUAGAUUUUGCUUAACAAGAUGAUACAUGUCUUUGAUAAUAAGCCUUUAUCGUGAAAUUCAAAGGUAAGUUUGGUUUUAGUUUACAAUGGUUAAAACUGUUAUGAACGGUUUAGCUCAUGGUUUACAUUAGAAACCAUCAAAACCAGACCAUAAACAUCCGUAGUGGAGGCGAUAGAAGGAACAAUACUUGUAAAAGGUAAUACUUAUAAAUAUUACACAUUUUUAGAUAAGCAUUAAAUUUUCAACCACCAUUUCCAAAAUGAUUAUUGCACAUCAUCUUUAAAAAAAACACAUGUUACUCAAGAUCAUAAUAAAAUGUUACUAUAACUUCAAUUCCCUUUUAUUCUUUUAAUUAAUUAAUUAAUUAAUUAAUUUCUGUGAGUAACUUAGCGUGAAGACCACUCCAAAAACUAAAAAUGAAUAAUCUUUUUUUUUUGUUUUUUAUAUAUAUAAAAAGAUAGAUAGAUACAUGUCAGUGUGUAACUGGUGUUGACCUUGACCAUAAUAAUAGAAAACUCGGAGUAAUUGUUACUACUUUUCCUCGUUACAUGCAAUGAAGAGUUUCGGAAGGUACAAAGCAAAUUCUGCACAUAUAUAAACCCUAUUUUCCCUUUGUAAUCUUGCAGUUUAACUCAUUCACAACUUUAAUCAUCAAGAUUUCACCCAUCAUUUCCACUUUUCCUCAAGUUUAACGCGAUGGAGCCAAAAGAAGAGGCGCCUAGUGAUGAUGGAUCUUACGAGAUGGUGAACGAAGAUCCGAACAUGGAGCUAUCCGAUGAGAGCUCUUAUGAGUUGCUUUGUUCUGAAGUGUCUGAAUCGCUUGUUUUGACCGACGAUGAGGGUUUUUACAACUUUAACGUUUCUGAUGAAGAAGUGAAACCUUUUUCAUCUGAAUCGGCAAAGGAUGACGUCGAAAUCAAAGGUGACAGUGAUUCUGAUCCUUCAGAAGAAGACAUGGGUCUCGAUAGGGAAACCAAUCCAGAUUUAGAACUGCAACCGGUUCCUGAUAAGGUCAAUAAGGGUAAAAAGCGCGACUUAAUGACCAUGCUUUACGGGAGGUCGAAUUACGAUUUGUUUGAUUUCCCUGAACAUCUCAAAUUAAAAGUCGACAUAAAAGAAGUGGCGAAGAAUCACAUCAUCCGUUACCUUCCUGCAAAAUCGUUAUUCAAAUGUCGACAGGUCUCCAAAGAAUGGAACAAUUGGAUAUCCUGCCCCUUUUUCGCGCACACGCAGAGUCAAUACUUCAGAAAAACCUCUGGUUUCUUUCAAAAUUCAAAGUAUACAGCCACUCGUUUCAUCUCACUCGAUGAUUCUGCUUACGGGGUUCCAUACCCUUCUCUAGCUUUCCUUCCAAAGCUCGUUUCCGUCAAAAGCUCCUGCAACGGGCUGCUUCUAUGCCAAGCUUUAGAUGAGGAAGACAUGUUUUACGUUUGUAACCCCGCAAAUAAGCAGUGGACCAAUCUCCCUGCUUCUGGUACUUUCCAUGGAGUUGACCCGAAGUUCGUGCUGGCUUUUGAACCUUCUUCUCUUGACUUUGAACCGCAUUAUCAAGUUAUAUGUCUGUUCUCUCUUCCUGAUAAUGAGGUACCCGUUGUGUACUUUGACAUAUAUGAUUCACACACAACAUUCUGGAGCGUAUCCAGUGAGAUGUGCACGGAUUUUGAUGCGUCAGACGUAACAACUGACGCCAUUUUUGUCAAUGGGGUUGCUUACUGGGAGACUAAAGGUGGCGGGUUAUUAGCGUUUGAUUGGAAGAAUGGGUUCUACAGUGUUCAAAAGGUUCCGUUUUGUGAAGGUGGCGCGUUGACCAAUAUCCGUGGAGAAGUGUGCUAUGUCAGUGGAAAAUAUGAUCAUGCUACGAGAUCAUGCGUGUUGGAUGUUUAUGGUGAUGGUGUGAUGAUGUUGAAAAACACCAUUAGGAUUCCUGUUGAUGAUGUGGAAGACGGUGAGUUUGUUGAUUGUACGGUUUUGGCUAACUCGUGUGAUGACGUUGUAGCGUUGGUGGUGAAGGUUUCUCAACUGCAUAAGUGCCUUUAUGUGUAUCAUGUGAAGGAUGAGAGGGUUCAAGGACCGGUGUUUUUCAGUCACUGUGAGAAGUUGUUUCCUUAUGUUAACAGCCUCGUUUCUUUAUCGGGUUAGUUAUCGUCAUCAUCAACAUGGUCGUCGUCGUCGUCGUCAUCAACUUAACAAUGUUUUUUUCUUGUAAGUGGUGGUUUGGGUACAUAUAUUACUACUGAACUUCUAUGGGAUGUUUGAUGUUUUUCGCUUGACAUGUGGAUUUGUUCUUUAA